This is a messenger RNA of Humulus lupulus (European hop), 2435 nucleotides long. RefSeq names its product calcium-dependent protein kinase 21-like. Gene Ontology annotation, molecular function: calmodulin binding; calcium ion binding; calcium-dependent protein serine/threonine kinase activity. NCBI's taxonomy places the organism in Eukaryota, Viridiplantae, Streptophyta, Magnoliopsida, Rosales, Cannabaceae. The transcript has 8 exons. The coding region runs from base 225 to 1919 and encodes 564 amino acids. Gene Ontology annotation, cellular component: nucleus; cytoplasm. The record is from RefSeq and is a predicted model, not a curated record. Gene Ontology annotation, biological process: protein autophosphorylation; peptidyl-serine phosphorylation; intracellular signal transduction.
UUCUUUUUUGCUCUAUAUCUCAUCUCCUUUCUCUUUUACUCCCACAUGUUUUUCGUGUCCACUGAUUCUGCUUGCCUUCCCUGUCUUUACCAGCUAUUUUUUUUUUGCUAGAACUUUACAAGCUAUUUAAAUAAGCUUAAAUCCCAAAGUUUUAACCUUUAAGCCUUUUUUUUUCUUUCCUCUUUUCAUUCCCAUCAUCAAAUUCUCUUAUCUGUUAAGAAAUAAUGGGUUGUUGUCAGAGCAAGAAGAGAAUUCCAAAACCAGGUGGUACUAAUGCUUCUUCUGCUACUACUCCCUAUGGAUCAGCACCUGCCUCUGUUAGUACCGCCUCUCAUCAAACGUAUGAGCACCACCACCAACAACAACCCCAACAACAACCCAUUGUUCAAACCCAGAAAGUUUCAGUAGCCCCUGAAACUCAUUUCCCACCACCCAAGACCCGCCCAGAACCAGAGCCACAACCAAGGCAGCCUCCGCCGCCGCCGCCUGAGCAGCAGCAGCCCAGCCCUGUUUCUGCGGACCCAAUUCCCCCAAAUGCUAUUCUGGGUAGACCCUUUGAAGAUAUCAAGCAGUUCUACACUCUGGGGAAAGAACUGGGUAGAGGCCAGUUUGGGAUUACUUACUUGUGUACUGAGAAUUCAACUGGUGACACAUACGCCUGCAAAUCUAUACUGAAGCGGAAGCUGGUUAAUAAGAGUGAUAGAGAUGAUGUCAUGAGAGAGAUUCAGAUCAUGCAGCAUUUAUCUGGGCAGCCAAACAUUGUGGAAAUUAAGGGAGCCUAUGAGGAUAGGUACUCCGUCCACCUUGUGAUGGAGCUUUGUGCUGGUUUGGAGCUCUUUGAUCGGAUUAUUGCCCAGGGGAAGUAUUCAGAAAGGGAUGCCUCGGAGCUUUUCCGGGCCAUUGCCAAUGUUGUCCAUAUUUGCCAUUUCAUGGGUGUCAUCCAUCGAGAUCUCAAGCCUGAGAAUUUCUUGUUCUCUAGCAAAGAUAAAGGGGCAAUGCUGAAGGCUGCUGAUUUUGGACUGUCUGUUUACACCGAGGAAGGAAAGGUGUACCGUGAUUUAGUUGGCAGUGCUUACUACGUUGCUCCUGAAGUAUUGCGCCGACAUUAUGGAAAAGAAAUAGAUGUAUGGAGUGCAGGAGUCAUUCUGUAUAUCUUACUUAGUGGUGUACCUCCAUUUUGGGCAGAAACUGAAAAGGGAAUAUUUGCUGCCAUAUUGGAAGGGGAAAUUGACUUUGAAAGUCAACCAUGGCCUUCAAUAUCUACCACUGCCAAAGAUCUAAUUAAAAGGAUGCUUACCCAAGACCCAAAAAAGAGAAUUACUUCUGCACAAGUUCUUGAUCAUCCUUGGCUGAGAGAGGGUGAAGCAUCAGAUGACCCUAUAGAUAGUGCGGUUCUAUCCAGAAUGAAGCAAUUUAGGGCAAUGAAUAAGCUCAAACAGCUUGCUUUAAAGGUAAUUGCAGAGAAUCUCUCUGAAGAAGAAAUUAAGGGUCUUAAAGCAUUGUUCACCAACAUGGAUACUGACAAGAGUGGCACAAUAACAUACGAAGAACUGAAAUCAGGUUUGGCUCGUACUGGUUCGCGGCUGUCAGAGACUGAAGUCAAGCAACUCAUGGAUGCUGCUGAUGUGGAUGGAAAUGGAACAAUCGACUACAUUGAAUUUAUAUCUGCUACAAUGCAUAGACACAGACUAGAAAGAGACGAGCAGCUGUACAAAGUAUUUCAGUAUUUUGACAAGGAUAACAGUGGGUUUAUAACAAGAGAUGAAUUAGAGACUGCCAUGAAAGAGCAUGGAAUAGGUGAUGAAGCCAAUAUCAAAGAAAUAAUUUCAGAGGUUGAUACUGACAAUGAUGGUAGAAUUAACUACUCAGAAUUCUGUGUAAUGAUGAGAAGCGGGCACCCAUCUGCAAAGCUCAUUUAGUCUCAUUAAUUAGUGUUGGAACAUUAAGAGAUGCAUGUUAUCUUCCAAGUAAGCUGCUAGGUGUGUGGCUUGGCUGCGUCUAGAGGAAUCAGAGCUGGAACCUUUUCAACAUAGGGUGUGAUUCUGUGAUAUGGGUUGAACCAUUGUUUGAGAAUUGAGAUGGUUUUCUUUAGGAACCCUUUUUGCCAUCCUGAACCUCACAAUGAGCAGUUUUGAAAAUGCAAAGCUUGAGAGUUUUGGUUUAGAUCCAUUGUUGGUUGGAGUUAAGUUUAUAUGCACAUCUAGUUAUUGACAAUUACACUUUGUGAAUUACCAUGUAUGAGAUCAUUUGUUUUGCUCAUUGACCUGGAUAUCAUAAAAUGAUAUUGUAUCGAGUGAGGGAAGAAUUAUUUCUAUUUUUGGGCUUACACUGCCACUCUCUAUAUUUGUAAUAUGUUAUUAACUUUAUUGUGUUUACCCAACCAAAAGAAUAGUUAAAUAUGUGAAUUCAAUAGCAUUGAGGGAAGUAUUUGGAUA